Papaver somniferum (opium poppy) is the source of this 961-nucleotide messenger RNA. RefSeq lists its product as uncharacterized. The record is from RefSeq and is a predicted model, not a curated record. The transcript has 2 exons. Lineage: Eukaryota; Viridiplantae; Streptophyta; Magnoliopsida; Ranunculales; Papaveraceae. Bases 137 to 862 code for a protein of 241 amino acids.
UUAUCUUAUUCCUAGACUGCAGUGCAAUGUCUUCUUUAAAUUGGGCAAUUUCGUCAAACUUUCAAUUAUGACCAAAACAGAGAGUAAAGUCAGCUCUCCACCAUAACGAGAUCACUGUAGAAAAGAAGAGAAGAUUAUGGAAGAAAAAUCACUUGAUAUUGUCUUGGUUCCACUGGGUGUGCUACUGAUGGUUAUAUAUCAUACUUGGCUUUUCUUCACUAUCCUUCACCAGCCUAAACGUACCGUUGUGGGCCUUAACGCUCUUAGCAGGAAAAGAUGGGUUUCCUCCAUGAUGUCUGAUCCAAACAAGAACGGCGUAUUAGCUGUUCAAACAAUAAGAAACAGCAUAAUGGCAUCGACGUUACUAGCAACAACAGCAAUCACAAUGAGCUCAAUCAUUGGGGUGUUUGUGAGCAGCACAACAGAUACUAAAACAUCAGCCUUGAUUUACGGCAACACAAGCCGUCUAGCUUUCUCCAUCAAAUACUUCGCAAUCUUGGUCUGCUUCCUUUUUGCUUUUCUCUGCAAUGUGCAGUCAAUCAGGUAUUAUGUUCAUGUUAGUUUUAUGGUUUCGUUACCAGCAACAAGGGACGAAUCGAUUGAUUAUAUUACAAGAAGUUUAAACAGGGCAAGUUACUUUUGGUCAAUUGGAUUGAGAGCAUUUUACAUAUCAUUUCCUCUAUUCCUUUGGAUAUUUGGACCAAUACCCAUGUUUGCUUGUUGCUGUAUCUUGUUAAGUGUGUUGUAUUUUUUAGAUACAACUAGUAGUAUCACUAGAGAACUACAUAGCCACCACAUGAAACAUGAUGAUGAUCUUAAGAUGAAAGACAGUGUUGAGUUAUCACAGCUAACUCUUGUGUAAGCAUUCAUCCAACUAUUGAUUAUUGUAACAAAUUAAAUCAUAUGUAUUCUUUUCCGAAUUCUGAAUAAAAUUUAUAAAAUGAGGUUCUAUAUUGUCAUA